CGCCGCCGCUGAGCCCGGCCAGCCCCCGCACGCUGCCCCGCCGCCCCGAGGCCUCGUCCUCCUCCCAAACUUUGCAAAGUCGACCCGCGUCCCCGCCGCCCUCGGCCGCGCCUCGGCUCCGAGGCUCGCCUCGCAGCCGCAGCGGCCCCGCGAGGAGGAGGAGCCGCCGCCGCAGCAUCAAAGAGACCGAAUUCCCGCGGCCUGGGGGGGAGUCAUGCUUUGCGGUCUGUAAUGUCAGCAGAACAGGAGAAAGAUCCCAUUUCGCUGAAGAGAGUUCGAGGUGGUGAUAGUGGACUGGAUGGGUUAGGAGGACCAGGUGUACAACUAGGAAGCCCAGAUAAGAAAAAACGCAAGGCAAAUACACAGGGACCUUCUUUUCCUCCACUGUCUGAGUAUGCUCCACCACCGAAUCCAAACUCUGACCAUCUAGUGGCUGCUAAUCCAUUUGAUGACAACUAUAAUACUAUUUCCUAUAAACCACUACCUUCAUCAAAUCCAUAUCUUGGCCCUGGUUAUCCUGGCUUUGGAGGCUAUAGCACAUUCAGAAUGCCACCUCACGUUCCCCCAAGAAUGUCUUCCCCAUACUGUGGUCCUUACUCACUCAGGAAUCAGCCACACCCAUUCCCUCAGAAUCCUCUGGGCAUGGGUUUUAAUCGACCUCAUGCUUUUAACUUUGGGCCACAUGAUAAUUCAAGUUUUGGAAAUCCAUCUUAUAAUAAUGCACUAAGUCAAAAUGUUAACAUGCCUAGUCAACAUUUUAGACAAAAUCCUGCUGAAAACUUCAGUCAAAUUCCUCCACAGAAUACUAGCCAAGUAUCUAACUCCGAUUUGGCAUCUAAUUUUGUCCCUGGAAAUAAUUCAAAUUUUACUUCUCCAUUAGAAUCUAAUCAUUCCUUUAUACCUCCCCCAAAUACUUUUGGCCAAGCAAAAGCACCACCCCCAAAACAAGACUUUAAUCAAGGAGCAACCAAAAACAUUAAUCAAAAUUCCUCUGCUCAUCCACCUCACUUAAAUAUGGAUGACACAGUGAAUCAGAGUAAUAUUGAAUUAAAAAAUAUUAAUCGAAACAAUGCAGUAAAUCAAGAGAACAGCCGUUCCAGUAGCACUGAAGCUACAAACAACAGCCAUGCAAAUGGAACACAGAAUAAACCGCGACAACCUAGAGGUGCAGCAGAGGCAUGUACCACUGAAAAAAGCAAUAAAUCCUCUCUCCACCCAAGCCGUCAUGGCCAUUCAUCUUCUGACCCAGUAUAUCCUUGUGGUAUUUGUACGAAUGAAGUGAAUGAUGACCAGGAUGCCAUCUUAUGUGAAGCCUCUUGUCAGAAAUGGUUUCAUCGAAUCUGUACUGGAAUGACUGAAACAGCUUAUGGCCUCCUCACGGCAGAAGCAUCAGCAGUGUGGGGCUGUGAUACCUGUAUGGCUGACAAGGAUGUCCAGCUGAUGCGCACUAGAGAAACUUUUGGUCCUCCUGCAGUGGGCAGUGAUGCUUAAUCACAAGCAUUAACUAAAGAGGGCUUUUUUCCCCUGUGUAUUACAGAGAUUUGGUGACACAGGAUUUUAAUAUCUUACAUUAUUUUUUUAAAUGCAUACACAAAAACUUUAUUUACCUUUUAGUUUUUAUUAAUAUUCCACAUCAUUACUAGUGCAAAUUUUGUAUUGUCUUUGUUUGCUACCUUAAAUGAGAAUAAUGUAUAUGGGGGUGCUUUAGAAACAUUUAUAAAUAAAUGUUAAUGGUUAUUUAUCAUAAACAUUAAAGCCUCUUGAAGCUUCAAAAUAAUAUAUAACAAUUGUAGGGAAGUUUUAACUUUUAAAAGUUAGAAUCAUUGAAAAAUGUAUAUUUCAGUGUUGAACUUCAUACCACAUUAAACAUUUAGUUCAAAGACUUUUUCAAGGAUCCAUUUAACAUGUUUUUAGAAUGUCAUAUAUAUAGCUAAAACGGGGAAGCAUAAAUUUUAAUGGAUUUUUUUUUUUUAAGAUUCCUCCACUACUAGGAUCUUUGAAAUUAGUGAAUUCAUAUUUUCAAGUCAGUCUUUCCAGGGUAUCUGUUUGUACAGAUAAUAGACAGAUUUUAGCUAUUGUAGAUUCUCAGUAUUUGUUGAUUAACUUGUGGAUUGUACCACAUGAAUUGCUAAUAGUAGAUCAGUUGAAAAUUAACUGCAAUUAAUAAAG
This is a messenger RNA of Cynocephalus volans (Philippine flying lemur), 2169 nucleotides long. RefSeq names its product pygopus family PHD finger 1 (gene PYGO1). The record is from RefSeq and is a predicted model, not a curated record. The transcript has 3 exons. The coding region runs from base 232 to 1491 and encodes 419 amino acids. Lineage: Eukaryota; Metazoa; Chordata; Mammalia; Dermoptera; Cynocephalidae. Gene Ontology annotation, biological process: kidney development; spermatid nucleus differentiation.